This is a messenger RNA of Pichia kudriavzevii, 1200 nucleotides long. RefSeq lists its product as uncharacterized. NCBI's taxonomy places the organism in Eukaryota, Fungi, Ascomycota, Pichiomycetes, Pichiales, Pichiaceae. The record is from RefSeq and is a predicted model, not a curated record. The transcript has a single exon. The coding region runs from base 1 to 1200 and encodes 399 amino acids. Gene Ontology annotation, molecular function: NADPH dehydrogenase activity; FMN binding.
AUGGCCUCCGAGUUAGCAGAUUCCAAUUUAUUCAAACCAAUUAAGCUAGGUUCCAUUGAGUUGAAGAACAGGUUGGUGUAUGCACCAACUACUAGAUUCAGAAACUCAACUGAUUUUGUUGCUACAGAUUCCAUGUUGGAAUACUACACCAGAAGAGCAAAGAAUAAUGGUGGUUUGCUGAUUACUGAAGCUACCUUUGCGGCACCUGAGUUUGGUUUAUACGAACGUGGUCCAAUGAUCAAGACCCCAGAACAAGUCAAGGCAUGGAAGAAGAUUGUCGAUUCUGUCCAUGAACAAGGUUCAUACAUUGCGAUCCAAGUUUGGAAUUUAGGCAGAACAGCUGAUCCGGCAUGUCUAAAGAAGCAUGGGUUACCUUUUGUUUCUGCAUCUGAUUUCUAUUUUGAUGAAGCUUCCAAGAAGGCCGCAAUUGAAUGUGGUAAUGAACUUAGGGCUCUUACCAUUCCAGAAAUCAAAGCAAUGGUCGAUGAAUAUGUUGCAUGUGCAAAAAGAUGCGUUGACGAAGCAGGUUUUGACAUUGUCGAAAUACACGGUGCUCACAUGUACUUAUUAGAUCAAUUCUUGCAAGAAUCUUCUAACCAAAGAACUGAUGAAUAUGGUGGAUCCAUCGAAAAUAGGGCAAGAUUUAUGUUGGAAGUUGUCGAUGCAGUUGUUGCAGCCAUUGGUGCAGAUAAGGUUGCUAUUAGACUAUCUCCAUAUGCAGAGUUCCAAGGUGCUUUGGGUUACAAAUCCAGAAUCAAUCCAAUUGUAACUUGGGGUUAUGUUUUAAGUGAAUUGGAGAGAAGAGCCAAGGAGGGUAACAGAUUAGCAUAUGUCUCCGUCGUCGAGCCAAGAGUGUCUGGUAUUUUCGAUAACCCAGAUGCUGCAAAGAUUGAUUUCACUUGGCCAGAUCUGAUUUGGAAAGGUCCAAUCAUCAGAGCCGGUGGUUAUCUCGAUCCAGAAAACCUCUCCAAAUUAGCAAACGCUGUCAACAAAGAUGACCACACGUUGAUUGCUACAGCAAGAUACUACACUUCAAACCCAGAUCUAGUCAACAGGUUGAAGAAUGGCUACCCAUUGACUCCUUACAACAGAGCAGAUUUCUAUAGAAUAGGCUCAAACAUUGGUUACUUAAACUACACUGCUUACGGUGAAGAAGAAGACCAUACUAAAGAUGACGUUGAGCCAAAAGCGCUUUUUUAA